Hippocampus zosterae (dwarf seahorse) is the source of this 1051-nucleotide messenger RNA. RefSeq names its product tetranectin-like. Lineage: Eukaryota; Metazoa; Chordata; Actinopteri; Syngnathiformes; Syngnathidae. The record is from RefSeq and is a predicted model, not a curated record. The transcript is spliced from 3 exons. The coding region runs from base 45 to 641 and encodes 198 amino acids.
CGAGGCUCCACGUUGGCCUAUCCUCAGUCUAACAAAGUGUAGCCAUGGAGUGCAAAGGCGCGUGCAUGCUGAUGCUCGUGUUGAUGCUGGUCAACUGCUCACUCCAACAGACUCCGCCUAAGAAGAAGCCCGUAAGAAAAGACAAUAAUGCUGCCAUCGAGGAACUCCAGAGACGGAUUGACGACAUUGUGCAGGACCUCAACCAUCUCAAGGAAGAACAGGCCUUGCAGAGAGUGUGUUUGAAGGGCACAAAGAUGAACGGCAAGUGCGUCUUGGCUGACCCAGUGAAGAAGUCGUAUCACACAGCCAGCGAGGACUGCAACGCCCUGGGCGGCGUCCUGAGCGCCCCGACAUCCGCCGAGGAGAAUGACCUGCUAACAGACUACCUCCGCCACAGCGUGGGCAGGGAUGAGCAGGUGUGGCUGGGCAUCAACGACAUGGUAACCGAAAACACUUGGGCGGACCAGAGCGGCGUCAGCAUCCAGUUCAAGAACUGGGACACGUCCAACAGCCGCGCCCGUCAGCCAGAUGGCGGCCAGUCCCAGAACUGUGCGGUGUUGUCGGGGGCCGCCAAAGGGAAGUGGUUCGAUGAGAACUGCCGUGACGAGAAAGCCUCGGUCUGCCAGUUCAACAUUGUGUGAUCGCGUCUUUGCCGUAUAAUCCCAAAUUGCUGCUUUGUGUUUACUUCUGCUGCAAUGCCACUUUACCUUCUUUUUAAAAAGAGGCUUUAAAAAAAAUAAUUAAGAUGUCCGGUUCUGUAAUUGGACUCAUUCUGAUGUUUGCAGUCACUUGCAGAAAACCAGAAAUAUUAUAAGUGAAUUGUGUCUUCACAAAAUAUAAUUAAAGCUACACGUGGUGUAAUUUGAAAAAUAUCACGAGCAAUAUACUCCUUAGCCACAACAUUAUGUAACAAAUAUCACCGUAUUCAUUCAUUGUUUGUUUAUCGUUGUGGUUGGCACUUUGGGUGUCGUUUAAGGUGUGCCGCUGUACUCGAACAACAUUAAAAUUGGGUCUGACGAGACAAGCUGAAGAGUCACAACAACAACAACAA